AUGGUGCUAUCGUCAUUGGUUAUUAUAUCAUCAAGUAAAUCUACACUAGUUCAUAACGGAUCUCCAAAUUUCAGUAACACUGAAAAUAAAAAAUUGAACAUCUUGGCCGCUUUGUUUACUUCAAGUGGGAGUCAUUUCGCAUUUUUCAAACCGCUCUUGGAAGAACUUGCUCGAAGAGGUCAUAAUUUGACAGUGUUGUCUUAUAAUCCUCGUAAAAAUAACAAUAUUGAUGCGAAUGUGCUACCGAAUUAUAACGAUGUGCUCCUCACUGAUCCAAAAUUUAUUGGAGAAAAUGUAAUCAAUCUUCAAGAAAAACCAGUUGAUUCUUAUUUCAUAAAUUUUGACAAUAUUUUUCGAAUGCGACAUUUUGGACUGACAUAUUGUGAGAUGACUCUUAAUAAUCCGGAGGUUCGCCAGCUAAUUAAGUCGGAUCAGAAGUUUGAUCUUAUUUUCAUGGAAACUUUUUGUGGUGAUUGUGCCUUAGGUUUUGUGCAUAAAUUCCAGGCACCAUUUAUUGCAUUAUCUUCUCAUGAAAUAAUGCCGUGGAUUAACGACCGACUGGGAAACCCUGAUAAUCCGAGUUUCAUUCCGGAAUUUUUUAAGUUACACGCAGGUCCAAUGAAUUUUAUGCAAAGAGUUCUGAACACAUUGAGUUUGUUGGCGGAUAAACUGGCUUAUGAAAUUGGAUACACAGGGCCUCAUCAAAAACUUGUUGACGAUGCUUUUGGACCUGGAGUUCCUCCUCUCAAUGAAAUUGCAAAGAAUACAUCUGCUCUGUUGGUAAAUACGCAUUAUUCCAUUCAUGGAUCGAGACCUUAUGUUCCAAAUGUAAUUGAGGUUGGUGGGAUGCAUAUUGGUAAACCAAAGCCAUUACCAGAUGAUAUAAAAAAGUUCCUCGAUGAUUCCCCGGAAGGUGUUCUUUUGUUUAGUUGGGGUUCAAUGGUUAAUGCCUCAUCAAUGUUGCAAGUGAAACUGGAUGCUAUGUUAAAUGUUUUCAGUGAGGUGCCACGAAAAGUAAUUUUAAAGUGGGAAUCUGAUGAACUGCCUAGGAAACUGAAAAACGUGAUGAUCAAGAAGUGGUUGCCGCAAUUCGAUAUCAUGAGUGAGUAA
Belonocnema kinseyi is the source of this 1110-nucleotide messenger RNA. RefSeq names its product UDP-glucuronosyltransferase 2B15-like. NCBI's taxonomy places the organism in Eukaryota, Metazoa, Arthropoda, Insecta, Hymenoptera, Cynipidae. Gene Ontology annotation, molecular function: UDP-glycosyltransferase activity. Bases 1 to 1110 code for a protein of 369 amino acids. The transcript has a single exon. The record is from RefSeq and is a predicted model, not a curated record.